This is a messenger RNA of Daldinia decipiens, 1465 nucleotides long. Its product is annotated as mitochondrial carrier. Gene Ontology annotation, biological process: mitochondrial L-ornithine transmembrane transport. Lineage: Eukaryota; Fungi; Ascomycota; Sordariomycetes; Xylariales; Hypoxylaceae. Bases 308 to 1243 code for a protein of 311 amino acids. The record is from RefSeq and is a predicted model, not a curated record. The transcript is spliced from 2 exons. Gene Ontology annotation, molecular function: L-ornithine transmembrane transporter activity.
UUUGGACCCCUCCAUUAUCGAUAACCUCUAGGUUAGGUUAUACCUACCUAGGUACCUAACCUAUCUUUCUUAGUGCCCCACCAAAACGAUGCUUGAUAAGGUGAAUCCGAUAUCUCUCACCUGAACCUUCGCCGAUUAUUGUUUACUUCAUGUCAUCUCCUAUAUCGGCCAAGUUCACUACAUCCCGUCUCGCAGCAAAUCGUUAAUCACAAAUUAAUCAAAACUCGAGCUUAAAGUCCAAUUGACCUUCUAUGUUCUGAGCGAUAUACGAGAACUUCAUAGGUAUUCAAUUGUGCGCGGGGCAGGGAUGGGAGACGCAGCUCAGGACCUCGACGCCAAAGGCGGUGCUCUUGACACCGCAAAGGACUUGGUUGCAGGAGCUGCCGGAGGAGUUGCCCAGGUUCUUAUAGGCCAACCCUUCGACAUAGUCAAAGUCCGGCUCCAAACAAGCACAGCAUACAAAUCCGCCCUCGAUGCCGCAACUUCCAUCUACGCCAAAGAGGGCCCCCUCGCGUUCUACAAGGGCACGCUAACCCCUCUCCUUGGUAUCGGAGCCUGCGUGUCCAUCCAAUUCGGCGCUUUCGGGUACGCGCGGCGCUACUUCGAGACCCAGAAUGCCACUGCCGCCGCUUCAUCCUCAUCAUUAUCAUCCUCUGCCAAAGACCUGUCCUUCGGCCAGUACUUCGCUGCCGGCGCCUUUGCCGGCGUCGCCAACUCCGUCAUCUCAGGGCCCAUCGAGCACGUGCGUAUCCGGCUGCAGACGCAGCCCCACGGCGCUGCGCGCCUGUACUCUGGUCCUCUCGACUGCGUGCGCCAGCUGUCUUCGCGCGGCGGCGGGCUGCGCGGCUUGUACCGCGGCGAGGCCGUGACGAUUUGGCGCGAGGCCGCUGCUUACGGCACGUGGUUUCUGACUUUCGAGUACUUGAUGAUGGCCGACGCGGCGCGGAACCGCGUUGAGCGAGCCGACAUUCCCAGCUACAAGGUUGCGCUGUACGGUGGCUUGGCCGGCGAAGCCCUCUGGCUUGCUAGCUACCCUUUUGACGUCAUUAAGAGCAAGAUGCAAACCGAUGGCUUUGGUAGCGAGAUGAAGUAUAAGACGAUGCGGGACUGCUUUUCGCAGACAUGGAGGGCCGAGGGCGCACGUGGCUUUUGGAAGGGCAUUGCUCCCACGCUACUGAGAGCCAUGCCAGUAAGCGCGGGUACGUUCGCCGUGGUGGAGGCGACAAUGCGUGCUAUGAGUUAAAAGGCAAACUUGAGAGGUAGGCAGGUAAUCAGGGGUAAGGAGGCUGAGAAUAUCUGGGCUUAGGUCAUAUGAUAAGGCGUUGGGUUUCAACCAAAGAUGUGCGAGAUAGGGGGAUUUACCACGAUAGAUCUCAUUUGGGAGCAAUUCAACACUUCGUACUUAGACCGGUAUUAGGGCGCAAACUGAACUAUAUUUGGAGACCUAUAGAAGACAGACAUAAUU